AUGGGCAAUGAUCUAAUAGCGUUGAGUGACCUUAUUGCCCGAAUUAUUCGCUACUUGCGAAGAGGUGAUCCUUCCGUCUCUAUCGCAACAGUUGAGGAAGCUUUGGAUGCCUUUACAUGCGAGAAGCGCACAACCCACCGUCAAGAACUUCAAACUGCCCGUGCUGGGCGCUCUAUUGCAAAUCUCGAUACUCCCUCACGGGCUCUUCUCCUCGAACACCUUAUCGAAUGUGUUUAUGAUGAAAUUCCUUCUUUGACUAUCAGAGCUGAAGGGAAUGAAGAUGUACUGGUUUUAAAUGCUGGUCAAGAUGCUCUAGGAUCUAGAUACUUCUACAUGGAUGACUUACGGCUUUAUCGAGAGACCCCAAAAUCAGAACUUACAUCUACCUGGUCAUUAGCAGUGGGUGCUUCAGCCAGUCAGUGGAAGUCCUUCAUUGAAUCUAUUGGUUCCGCCCCGGAAGAAAUCGAGUUAGCCAACUUUCUCAAAACGGAAAUUUUUCCCGUUCUUGAGAAUUGCUUUGAAACUGUGACUAAAAUCACCGACGAUCUCAACCCAUCGCGUCUUCUGGACAAGGAGCUGAGUGAGCUGUCGAAAAUGAGACAAUUGAAGGGACUCCCUCCACUACCUCCCACUACCACCUCUCCCAAUUAUACUGCCUGUCUGCCUUCUACUGAUAAUGGAGUUUGCGUUGGUAGUUCCAAUGGAGGGGGAAGUAGUGCUGGAAGCAAUUCUGGAAAUUCUACUUCCACUUGCCCUCUCACUCCCCCUAAUGGAACACCCGGAGUAAAUCAAUCCUCCCAACCUCCUCCUGUUCAAGAAGCUACGCUGAAGACUAGUAACACGGCUCCCAACACGCCGUUUUUCUUUAUACCCGCAAGUUUGCUCGAUGUUUUCAAGUAUUACUUUUCGUUUUCUAAUCAUGCCUACGAGAUUGUCCAUGUGAAUCUGCUGGGUGAGUUGGCUCCGAAAGAUUACUCGUUGAGCCAAGCAAACUCCGUUCCUCUUUUCCCACUUCCUCGAGUCAGUUGA
Rodentolepis nana is the source of this 1029-nucleotide messenger RNA. The record is from the annotation of a GenBank genome assembly. NCBI's taxonomy places the organism in Eukaryota, Metazoa, Platyhelminthes, Cestoda, Cyclophyllidea, Hymenolepididae.